UCCCUCUCCCUCCUCUCUCCCACCGCAUCACCGGCAAGAAGCGAACAAACGCCACGCGCUCUCCGCCGCACCACCGCGCGCGGGAGGCCGCCGGCGAUGGACCUCUUCCCCGACGGGACGCACGUGCGGCUGCAGAGCCGCGAGCUCGGCACGUACCUCUACGCCGACGAGGACGGGGUCGGCGUCUCCCUGAGCCCUCGCCGCGCGUCGCUGAACGCGGCGUGGCAGGUGCACCGGAUCGUGCACGAGGGUGUCGCCUACGUCCUCCUCCACGGCGCCGCCUACGGCCGCUACCUCGCGGUCUCGCCCGACGCGGCGCCGCCGCGCGGCCACCGCGGCCGACGCGUCGUCCAGAGCGACCGCGACUAUUUCGACCCGCGCGCCGUCAUGUGGAGGGUCAUCAGGGCGUGGGAUGACGGCGACGACAUCAUCGUGCGCCACGAUUUGCAGCGCAACCUCCGCGGCAACGGCAGGUACCGCCGCUGGCACACAGGCGUCACCGUCGACGACACCGCCCCGUGGAGCACGAUGAUGCGUUGGACGGUCCAGGCCAUCCCCCCGAGAGCGGCGCCGCCGCCGGACAUUCGACUUCCAGUUGCAACUCCGAAUGUAGGAACCCGGCGCGGCCUGUUCCGCUUCCGCCGGCGUGCCGUGCCCGCCAGCGACCUUGAGUGGAUGAUCUGGUACGAGCUGGCGGACGACGACGGGAACGUCGACGAGCACAACUGGGACAACUUCAUGUUCUCCGGCCGGUCGGUGUUCAGCCUGAUGGCCCGGGUGGCGUUCCUUGAGGGCCACACGGAUGCCAACCACUUCGUGUUGUGCGUGAAGGCCGGCCACGACGCGCGGCGAACCCCUCUGGUCAUCGACCUGCUGCCUUCUCAAGUGCACCCCAUCAAUAUCGUCGCCCUCACCAAGGGUUCACCAGGUGCUGCAGCGCUAGUGUACCCAGAUGUUGAUGCAGAUGCACCAGCUGCUGAUGCAGAAGCACCUUAGAGGACUACGAGGGUAGAACUUCUGACAACAACUUCGCAAUUCAUCUCUUCAGAAAUCAGAAGGCCCAAUACUCUGGAUAAAAGAAAAUUGAAAUCAGUUUAUCUUCUUUUGUUCAGAAAGCCCAGCAACUCUUCUGAAUUUGGUUGUUGGAUUUGACGUCUUCUACUGACCGGAAGCGUUUUGAGUUGGCCUUUCAGUGUCAGAACUUACAAACCGCUGAAAUCAUUGCGUGGAAAUAUGGUGAACGAUUUUGCAAAGCAACAUUGCUUGUGCUGCUGCAUUGAUCUGUUCCUUGCUCCUGGAGUCCUGCUACGUAAAAAAAAA
Sorghum bicolor (sorghum) is the source of this 1320-nucleotide messenger RNA. RefSeq lists its product as uncharacterized. The record is from RefSeq and is a predicted model, not a curated record. Lineage: Eukaryota; Viridiplantae; Streptophyta; Magnoliopsida; Poales; Poaceae. The transcript has 3 exons. The coding region runs from base 97 to 996 and encodes 299 amino acids.